Molecule: messenger RNA, 1530 nt
Organism: Anopheles marshallii
Lineage: Eukaryota; Metazoa; Arthropoda; Insecta; Diptera; Culicidae
Exons: 3
Coding region: 1-1530 (509 amino acids)
Source: RefSeq, a predicted model, not a curated record
AUGAAUCGACUAGUGUUAGCGUUCGGUAUCGUCUGCUUACUGCAGGGACUCUCUGCUGAGCCAAAACCAGAGUUUGGUCUGGCAAACAACAUUCCGGCAAGCAGCAAAAUAACUACAGUGAAAGGCGAUGUAAACUCCAUUUCGAAUUCUAUUAAGGCGCUGGUUAUUCCCACUUUAACUUCCGGCAUGACCAAGCUUGAUACAACAAAGACAAAGAUUACAACCAUCAUCAACGAUUUCGAUACUAAGACCAAAGCUAUUACCGCUGGCUACGACACCUUGCUUGCUGCUACCGAUGGCAACGUUGAUGGAGCUUUCAGCUCGCUCAACUCAGCAAUUGAAGCAGCGCUUACUUACAUCUCUGGAGAUGGUGCCGCCAUUGGAACGGCCAUUGCCGAUCUUACGUACACCGGCAUCUCCGAUGAGUUGAACGAUGCCUUCACGCGCAUUGCCGCCGGUCUGACGGACCUGAAAACGAAAUCCGGCACCGCUCAAACCGCCAUCAAGGCUGCGUACACCGCCGAUAACUCUGCGAACGUCAGCUCGGCCACGUUGCGCCAGUACGUUACACUGAAAAUAAUGUACGACGUGUUGAAUUCCGCCACCAAGCUGCGCACGUACCUGCCACUCGUGAAGUACAUCCUGACGAUCACACUCGAGAACCUUUCCGAGGCGGACACUUACGUGAAUGGUUUGAAGGCCGCGCUAAACACCGAUGUGUCCACGAUUAGCGGCAGUUUCACCGCUGAAAUCAAAUCGUAUACCGACGCAAUCAAAACGGAGGUGGCAGCAGACUUUGCUUCAGGCGAAACUGCUGUUGGCAACGUUCAGUCAAGUGUAAACUCCAUGACGGGUAUUAUGGGAGCACCGAAGGCUAAUGAUCUGAAGGGACAAAUAUCUACUCUGAAAGGAUAUUUCGGAACUAGCAGUCUUGGUACAGGAACCACCGCGAUGGCGUCUGCCUUCACCCACAUUGAAACAGCACUCGCUGCACUGAUCACCUCGCUCAAGAACGCUGUCACUGUGACGGAUAAUCCGCUGGUCAACAAGUUAAUCGACACGCUGAUGGGCAAUGAUGAGUACGGUCGCUACUGCUACAACAAGUACAAGGACUUGGUCAAGGGUCUGUUCGAUGUGUCCUUCGAUGCCGGUUGGAUGUGUGUGGAUAGGGAAACCGCGCGUCUGCAGCACUUGAAGAUGACACUUGUGCUCAUCAUCGACCAAUUGGCGUUCGACUACGAAGACAUUGGUGCGCAGAUUGACGUAUGCAACAAUCUUGGAUUCAUCAGUGACAGCAAUACUAACGCUUGUGUCGACAAGCUGAACACUUUCUACGCUAAUAUGAUCGCUGCCACCAAGAGCAAGAUUGAUUUAGUGUUCACGAUCGCCUCCGACGAGGCCGUCGCCGUCGAGAACCGUCUGCUUAUCUGCUUCAACCUGGUCAACCUGGACACGUCCAUUACGCAGGUGGCAACAAUCACCGAGGGUCUCAAUAUUUGUUCCAAUAGCGGACCCAACGGUACGGAUUAA